Lodderomyces oxycetoniae is the source of this 657-nucleotide messenger RNA. RefSeq lists its product as uncharacterized. The record is from RefSeq and is a predicted model, not a curated record. NCBI's taxonomy places the organism in Eukaryota, Fungi, Ascomycota, Pichiomycetes, Serinales, Debaryomycetaceae. The transcript has a single exon. The coding region runs from base 1 to 657 and encodes 218 amino acids.
AUGAUGACCAAUGAAGAUGAGGUUAUAUCCGACUCUGAAGAUCAGGAUGAGGUUGAAAAAUCGUACUAUUUUCAUAGCACGCAAAUGCAAAGCAUCCAUGAAACCGUUUUAGAAACAGAAAAAAUUCAGCAAAUGCAAAGAAAAAGUAUAUCAACACUCGAGAGUCUAAGUUAUACUGGAGAAAUGAACGAUUCAAAAAGAGUUACCAGUCCAGUGAAUAUCAAGAAAAAGGGAACAAGAAAAGCAAUAAGAAAAGCAUCAACGGUACCAAAAGAGCAAAAGAAGAGGAAAAAUCAAUCAAUGAGCAAACUGGUACGAGAAAUGUUUGACCUGGAUAAAAGUAAAUACUUCUUUGCUAAACAGAGUAAGAUUGAUCAAUUCUGUGCUAGAACCAAGACACAAGGUGCUUUUUGUAUGCAGAAAUUUCGACUACGGCCCUUAUCAUCAUCGUCAUUAACGAAUAAUACCCUUUUUACAUCAAUAGAAUGGUAUCAUGCUCUACGAAGCAUUAAGCUCAAAUUUCAAAAAACACAUGAAAUAAUAGAUGUGCAGUAUGAAAAUAAUGACAGCAGUUGUACCCGACUAUGGGACAAAGCCAGUGCAAGUGUAGUGUUAAGCAGUGACGAAACCAAAUGGUUGUAUGAUAAAGAUUCAUAG